GGCUGAAAGACGAACGCCCAGCUGGGGCUGCUGGGGCUGCAGGGGCGAGGAGGGGGCUUGUCUUCUUUGCAUUUCGCCGAGAGCCGGAGCAGGCCGAGGGAGGUUUGGAGCAAAGGGGAAUUAUUGAAAGAGGCCGGAAGUGGUGAGAAGCUGUUAGCAGGCGUUGGGGUGAGGAACCGAAGAAAAGGGAGGAAGGUCUGUGUAGGUCGCUGAAGGGAUUGGGUGGUCAGAAAGAAAGCCGGUGGAAGUAAAGCAGAGCGAGUUGUGACUGGAUUUAAGGGGCAGGAGAAGAGGGUCUGUGCAAGUGGGUAGAGAGGGGAUCGAGGAGAAAGCGGUGGAAGUGGCCGGGAGGCAGCGGAGUGACCGGGGUCGGAGGGGCGCCCGACGUGGCCGGGAGGCAGCGGAGCGGAGCUCGAACCGGAGAGUGUUCGGAACUUGGAAGACUUGGUGGCGAACGAGGGUCAGGAGCCGGAGCCUGCCUCGAGGAGUGGGCGACGCGUCCGGGAUGUGGGAUCAGAGGCUGGUGAGAUUGGCCUUGCUGCAGCAGCUUCGGUCCGUCUACGGCAUUAAGGUCAAGGGCGGCCGUGGGCAGUGCGAUCGCAGGAGACACGACGCAGCGGCCGCGGAUACAGGGGCUAAAAUAUUUGGAGUACCUUUUAAUGUAUUGCCUCAUUCUGUUGUACCAGAAUAUGGACACAUUCCAAGCUUUCUUGUUGAAGCUUGCACAUCUUUAGAAGAGCAUAUUCAUACUGAGGGGCUUUUUAGGAAAUCAGGAUCUGUUAUUCGUCUAAAAGCACUAAAGAAUAAACUGGAUCAUGGUGAAGGCUGCCUGGCUUCUGCACCUCCUUGUGAUAUUGCGGGGCUUCUUAAGCAGUUUUUUAGGGAAUUGCCAGAGCCUAUUCUUCCAGCUGAUUUGCAUGAAGCACUUUGCAAAGCUCAACAGUUAGGAACCGAGGAGAAGACUAAAGCUACAUUGUUGCUCUCCUGUCUUAUUGCUGACCACACGGUUCAUAUAUUAAGAUACUUCUUUAACUUUCUCAAGAAUGUUUCUCUUAGGUCCAAUGAGAAUAAGAUGGAUAGCAGCAAUCUUGCAGUAAUAUUUGCACCAAAUCUUCUUCAGACAAGUGAAGGACAUGAAAAGAUGUCUGCAAACACAGAGAAAAGGCUGCGAUUACAGGCUGCAGUAGUACAAACUCUUAUUGAUUGUGCAUCUGAUAUUGGACGAGUACCAGAUUUUAUUCUGGAAAAGAUACCAGCUAUGCUGGGUAUUGAUGCUCUCUGUGCGACUCCAUCCCUAGAAGGCUUUGAAGAAGGUGAAUUAACUCCUGGUGAAUGUAAGAGAAAGCGAAGACAAAGUGUGGGAGAUUUUGUUAAUGGAGCACUCAGUAAACUUAGGUCUACCAGAACACCCACCUUUACACCUCAACCAGAAAGAAUUACCCAGCUAUCUGGAUCACCAGUGAUUCUUACUCCAAAUGCUAAACGUAAACUGCCAGUAGAUUCUUCUCAUGGUUUCUCAAGUAAAAAAAGGAAGUCUGUCAAGCACAACUUUAACUUUGAGCUGUUGCCGAGUAAUCUCUUCAGUAGCAGUUCUACGCCAGUAUCAGGACACUGUGAUACAAGCCCAGGAGGAUCAUCUCAGAGUUCACUCUCUCCUGUCAGUGGAAACCAUUUGAUCAAUGCAGGUGUGCUAAGGCGAAGUAAAAGGAUCGCGGGCAAAAGUGUUUGCAGGGUGGAAUCAGGAAAAGCAGGCUGCUUCUCUCCUAAAAUCAGUAGAAAAGAAAAGGUUCGAAGAUCUCUUCGUUUGAAAUUUAGUCUGGGGAAAAAUAGCAGAGAUGUAAAUGGUUGUUCUGGUGUCAACAGAUAUGAAAAUGUUGGUCGGCGACUUGCAAAUCAACAAAAUUUUAAAAAUAAAAUUGAAUCUGUAAAAACAGGUCUGCUUUUUAGCCCAGAUAUUAAUGAAGGAUUACCGAAGAAAGGUUCAAAAAAGAUCAGUAAAUCUGAGGAAAACUUACUAACUCCAGAGCGACUAGAUAGAACAAGUUAUCGGAUGUCUUGGACAGGGCCUAGUAAUUCAAGUUUUCAAGAAAUGGAUGCAAAUGAAGAUUCUCCAAUAGUGAGAAAUCUUGAGGUGGAAAACUCUUCUUUGGAGCCUGAUAUUACAGUUGAGAAGUCACCUGCUACGUUGUAUGAACUCACUCCUUCCAGUUUACACAAUCCACAUGAUAGCAAUGUAACAGGAAGCUCUCUUAGUGGGGAUGAAAAUAAUUUGACUACAGAGACUUUGGUAAAAAUUCAGAGAGCAUUUUCUGAAUCUGGGAGUAAUCUUAAUGUAUUGAUAAAUCACAGGCAGUCAUCGGUAACUGAUGUGGCUAACAUAGAAUCAAAUGAAACAUCUGCUAUAGAAAAUAGCCCAGAGAAAAAUCUAUUUGAAACUAAUGAUUUAACUGUGAGAGAAUCAAAUGAAAAAUGUGAUCACUACACUUGUAAAGAUAAAAGUCAUUUUUCAGAAAGAGACUUCUCACCACAUCAAACUCAAAAAUUUGGUACAGAAGCAACUGUAAAGUGUUGCUCAACUCAGAUGAAAGUAGAACAUGAAGAAGAUGUUCAUUCAAAUAUGGCAAAAGAUAACUUAAGCAAAGAAAAAUGCACCAGUGAUGAACAAACAGAGAAACAGCAAUCUCCAAGCAAAAACCUAAAUACAAAAUUAAUGGAGAAUGAGAAUGUGAUUGAAGAGAAUUUACUGAAAUACACUGCUUCUGAGGAGGAUGAGGCUAAAUCCUCUUCUUCACAGCAGAGUGUGUAUAAUAUAACAAACAUGUCAAAACCUCGGCCUAGGAGAAUUGCUAAGCAGCAGUCCCUGGUAGAACCCUGUGAUAAAAUGGUUUCUGGAAGUUUACAAGUGACAGAGCAUGGAAAGGUUUCAGAUCACAUACAGUGGUUUAACAAGCUUUCUUUAAAUGAACCAAAUAGAACAAAAGUGAAGUCACCUCUGAAGUUUCAGCGUACACCUGUCCGCCAGUCUGUCAGAAGAAUUAAUUCUUUGCUGGAAUAUAGCAGAGAACCUGUCCGACGUAAGUUGGCAAGUCAGCUUGGUGAUGCAGCUUCUCCUCUGGUGAAAUCAGUGAGCUGUGACGGUGCUCUUUCCUCUUGUGUAAAAAGUACAGCAAAAGAUUCUUCUACUUCAUGUGCCAAAUCAGGUUCUAAGGAACAGAAGUCUACAUCUUGUGAAUCGUCAAAUGAUACAAUUUCAAAAUCAGGUGUAAAAUUAACAUCUCAGUCUUUCUCAAAAACAAAGAGGCACCCAGAUUCCAUGAAUCCUAAUCUUGCAUCUACCCGAGUUUGUAAACAGGGGGUGGUAUCUGAUUGCCAAAUUAAAAUUCCCUUGGAUGACCUGACUAAUCAUGAUAAUUUAAAGUCUGUUGUAAAUAUAGGCUUUUCUGCUGGGAAAAAUAACAGGGUCCUUAGGAAGCCAUCAGAAAGAGAAAGGGUCUGGUACAAAGGUUCCCCCAAAAAUCCUAUUGGAAAAGCUCAACUACUACCAACAAGCAAACCUGUAGACUUGUAAUUAGUAAAUGUUAUACUUGUCAUUAGUGUAAAUAAAAUUAGAAAUUGAUGUGAGUUACAGGAUAAUCUACAUGUUAGUUUGUGACUUGGGAUGAAUGUUAAGCAAUAGAUUUUCUCUGAACUAUUUUUAAUUUCACUGCACAAAGAACUUGGAUGUUCAUGCUUGUACAAAUGACUUUUUUCUUAAUUGUGGCACCUUUUAAGUUUUAUCAUGAUCUCUUAAAGCAGAGGUUACUCUACAUUUUUAAAGAAGUUACCUGGAUUUGUAAGAAAUUAGUUUUUGAAAAUUACAUGGUUUUUUUUUUUUUUUUUUUUUAAUUUGUGAUAGGAAAAAUGGAGCAAGUUGUGCCUGUUUCCUGUAUUCCUCCAGGUCAAAUAAGUUUUCUGCAGAAAAUUUCUACUUUGAAAAGGGAAAAAAUAAGCCCUGCAAAUAUUAUGUCUUAAAUUGGAUUAUUGUGUUUAUUAUCUUUACCAAAAUCACUAUAAAUUAAUUUGCUUCAAGGCUUCCCAGUACUUUAUUAUUUGGGGUAGAAUAAUUUGAUUGAUAUUGCCUACAGAUGUAUAAUGUGUUCAGUGAAAUUAAGAAUAAUGGCUAAGGCAGACUAAGGCAGAGUAAUGACUCAAGUGUGCUUAUGGGUUAUGAUAUAGAAGUAAUUGAUGAUUUUCAAGCCAUACUUUGUUUUUAAAGAUAAUUUGCACAAAUACACUUGUACCUGUUUAGUCCAACAUAAAAAUGGAUUAUUUAAGGAGGAAUAAUUAAAUUUGAAAAUAUUUAAUAAAGGUGAUUUUUUUUUUUAUAUAUUCAAGAUGCUUGAUUUUAGAAUUUGAAAUAGUUGAUGCACCUCUACAUUUUACUUGGGAUAAAAACCCUUCGAUUGUUUUGACUUGUGUGUAAAUGCUAUUUAUUUAGCAUAGACAUUAAAAAUAGCUUUCUGGAAAAUGAAUUGGCCAGAGACUGUUGAAAUCCAAAGUGCCAUUUAGAACUUAUACUAAGUUGUUGAGCAAAUCUGAAUGAAUUUAUAAUGUAUGUUACUAGAAAUGACAUCUUUAAAUAAAAGUACUAGAAGAAGGAAGAAGCACACAGAAUCAACCGUGAAGACAGUUUUGCAGGUCAGUUGUUAGAAUGCCAUGUUUUGAUGUUAUUUGGAGCAGAAUAGAGCAGUGUGGCACAGCAGUUGAAGCAGCCAGACUUAAGAUGUGUGUAUGAGGCGUUUCAAGUCAUCAGAUGUUUUAGUGACAGCACAACUGUUACUUCAAAGCUAUUUCAUGUUUCUGAGAAAGAAGCCAGUCAUUUAUUAGAACAAGUAUUUGAAUUAUCUGAAGACUGUAAAAAUAGUUAGAUAUAAACAUGUCUAUCUGUUACAAAAACAAGUUUGUAAUGUAAAUUAGGUCUGCAUUUCAGAUGUUUAUAGUAUUUCUAAUAAGAAAAGAUGAAAUAUUUGUACAUUCAGAUAUAUGUUGUCUGGAUUAAAACAGUUUUUUAGACUUCACUUUUGAAUUUGAAAAUGCAUUAAUAUAAUCUUAUAGCCAUAGAGGGGAGUAUGAAAUGUUGAAUUGGAAGAUUUUAAUUCAGUAAAGGGGUUUAGGAGAUUAACUGUAAAUAAUAUGAAAUGCUUUCUUUUCUGGAGCAUGAAUUAAUAACAAAAGAAGUUUAUUUAAAAAUACACACGUGCCACCCCCCUUUUUAUUAGCUGAAAGCUGUGAUGGAGAGGAUGAGAAUAGGAGCAAACAGCUUAGAGGGAUAUAGUUGGAGGAACAGUCAGGAAAGGUGAGUUUUUGACUUGAUUUGAUCUUUUAUCUUUUUCUCUCAUGUUUAAAUUUUCAUUUUACUUGAAAGGUAGAGAGACAGGAAGAGUUUCCAUCUGUUGGUUGAUUCCCCAAAUGCCCUGACCAUUUGGCCAGGCCAAAGCCAGGAGCCUGGUACUCAGUCCACAUAGGUGGCUGCGUCCCAAAUACUUGAGCCAUUACCUGUUGCCUUCCAGAGUGCUCAUUUAGCAGGAAACUGGAUUGGAAGUGGAGGAGCCAGGAGUCCAACCAGGCAGUCUGAGAUGCUGGUGUCCUAAGUGGUGACUACUAGUUGUUCCAAAUGCUUGCUCCUGUUUUCUUACAUAGCAUGGAGAUACUAAGUUUUCAAGUUAUUAAGCUAUGGGAUAUUUGAUCAAAGGACAUCAGAAGUGUCUGGACAUGAGCAGUAACAUCAAAUAUUCUUUUCACUUGAUAGUGUAAUUUUAAAGAUAUAAUAUUAAUUUGGUUGUUGAGAACAAUACAACAGAGUAUAUACAACUUACUUAAGUAGGCUGCUUGACAACAUCCUGUGAACACCAAGAAUUUAAAUCAGAGUUUUCAUAAUCAAGUCCAGGAUAUAUAUGCUACUUUGGAAAUAAAAAAAAUUCACAGAAGUAAAUUUUGAUGGAUUUCAGUCAAAGGUCCAUUUAAUACAGAACCAAUAGAUCAUGAAUUUCUUCAUUUUCCCAAGCAUAAAAUGAGGACAGUGCUAAAGUAAAAUUCAAAACUGGAAAACAAUGGGUGCCAGGUUCUAGUCCCGGUUGCUCCUCUUCCAGUCCAGCUCUCUGCUGUGGCCCAGGAAGACAGUGGAGGAUGGCCCAAGUCCUUGGGCCCUGCACCCGCAUGGGAGACCAGGAGGAAGCACUUGGCUCCUGGCUUCAGAUCGGCUCAGCUCCAGCCGCAGCGGCCAUUUGGGGAGUGAACCAACGGAAUGAAGACCUUUCUCUCUGCCUCUCUCACUGUCUAUCUGUCAAAUUAAAAAAAAAAAAAAUUUUUUUUAAAACCUGGAAAACUAUGUGUCAAUAAUAAAUACUGAGGGCUGGCACCGUGGCUCAACAGGCUAAUCCUCCGCCAAGUGGCGCUGGCACCCUGGGUUCUAGUCCCUGUCGGGGUGCCGGAUUCUGUCCCGGUUGCCCCUCUUCCAGACCAGCUCUGGUCUGGUCGGGAGUGCAGAGGAGGAUGGCCCAAGCACCUGGCUCCUGCCUUCGGAUCAGCGCGGUGCGCUGGCUGCGGCAGCCAUUGGAUGGUGAACCAAUGGCAAAGGAAGACGUUUCUCUCUCUCUCUCACUGUCCACUCUGCCUGUCAAAAAGUAAAUAAAUAAAUAAAAUUUAAAAAAUAAUAAUAAAUACUGAACUGCAACAGUCUUUGAAGCCGGAACCAAUACAUAGUUUUGGUUUUGUGGAUUUAACAUGAACUGAAACAAGAAGCAAACAGAGAAGAGCAGCUAUGGAAGAAAAAGGCCCAGGAGAAGGCUUAGCUUCAAAACAAGAGAUCUUGUGUCUUGUGAAUGAAUGUUGCUGGCCUCUCUGUUGCAUGAAAUUGUUACGGAUGGUAAGGGGUUUUUCCCACAGAGCUAAGGUGAAGAGACCUGAGUUCUAACUCCUUCAAGUUACUUAUUCUCAGGCCCCUGGUUUUAAUAGCAGCUACUACUAUUUACUUAUUUACUCAUCCCUAGUCUUGACAGAAAAAUUUUCAAUUCUGUGUUGCAUGGCUUUACAUUUCAAUUGUAUCUGAACAAAUCGCAAAAGUUCAGGAUUGCUCAGUCAUUUAACAAAAGUGGUCUAUCUGGAUGUAAUUCUGCAAUACUCUGGGAAUGUGGUUUCUCUUCAGGCCUGGUGAAUUUUAUUUGGUGGUUGUGAAAGUUUAGAAAUAAUACAGCUCAUACUCAGAGAUUUCUAGCAUUCUGAAUGAAAUACCCGCCCCCUAGUUUUCCUGCAAAAUAAAAGGGCCCCUGAAAGCAAUGUUUGCUACUACCAUUUAAAGUUCUCAGGAUUUUACCUUCUUCACUCCCACUAUUGCCUCUCCUUCUGACCUAAAGGACUUUAAAAAAGCAGUUCUAAGAACGUGACAAAAUUAAAAUUGUGGCGA
Messenger RNA from Lepus europaeus (European hare), 7441 nucleotides. RefSeq names its product Rho GTPase activating protein 11A (gene ARHGAP11A). NCBI's taxonomy places the organism in Eukaryota, Metazoa, Chordata, Mammalia, Lagomorpha, Leporidae. The record is from RefSeq and is a predicted model, not a curated record. The coding region runs from base 506 to 3568 and encodes 1020 amino acids. Gene Ontology annotation, biological process: signal transduction. The transcript has 12 exons.